Molecule: messenger RNA, 617 nt
Organism: Phalaenopsis equestris
Lineage: Eukaryota; Viridiplantae; Streptophyta; Magnoliopsida; Asparagales; Orchidaceae
Product: probable prefoldin subunit 2
Biological process (GO): protein folding
Cellular component (GO): cytoplasm; prefoldin complex
Molecular function (GO): protein folding chaperone
Source: RefSeq, a predicted model, not a curated record
AGCGCCUGGAAGAUGGCAAGUAAAGCCAGCGGUGAAAACAGGGAACCAAUGAAUGAGCAAGCCAUUGCCAGUAUAUAUGCUACAAUGCGCUCGGAGAUAAACCAGCUAUACUCAAAGAUCACUGAAUUGGAGAUGGAGGUCGGCGAACACUCCCUCGUAAUCGGAGCAAUACAGCCACUUGAUCCCUCCAGGCGUUGCUUCCGCAUGAUCGGCGGGGUGCUUGUUGAAAGGACCGUGAAGGAGGUUUUACCUGCGGUUCUACGCAACAAGGAGGGCUUGCAGGAGGUGAUUGCACGGCUCUAUGAGGCUUUGGAAAAGAAGAAGAAGGAAGUUGCUGAGUUUGAGGUGAAGCAUAAGAUAAAGAUUAGAAAAUCAGACAGUGAGACUAAAGAUGAUGGCGGCCGGAAGGAAGGGUCUGCGCAGGGUGUGCUUGUAGGUCCUGCAAGCUAGCAAGGUUGGUUUUCAUCUUUCCCAUGGUUGUGAUUUUGCUAUGAGUUUUGGAUUAGCUCAAGCUUCUAGAACCAUUGCAGUAAUAACUUUGUUAUAUUUUGGUCAGUUAAGCUUUUAUUUCUGAACAUGCUCAUUUCAUUUUCUUAUACUCCAAUCUGUCAUACUAA